CAUGAUUGUGUUCAGUGCAUUAUUAUUUACAGUGGCAUGUUCAUGCAUGACAAUACUGUGCAUAUUUUCUCAUCUUUCACAUGCAAUGUUAAAAUCACAUUUAAAAAGAAAAAUGUAGCAAAUUUGAUAUCAUCUAAGCGAAGUUGAAUCAUCCCCAUAAGCACUGGUUAAAUAGUUAUAAAUAUGCAACUUAUAAGUGUAUGCAUUUGUAUUUUAAGUGAUAAAUCUGCACGCUCAACAUCUAAUUAUUAAAUGUGCAUUACAAUACAAUGAAAACACCUUCGUGUUAUUCAUCUGACUUUCUUUUCUUCCAUUGGACAUGAAAUUUUGCAGAAUGUCUGAGUUGGUGUUUCCCAUGAAUUCAAUGCAUACAGAAUGCUAUUAAAAAAUAAAUAGAAUAGCAUAAUAAAGCAGCAUUAAAGUAUAUAUCAUACAACACAUUUCAUAUUCAAACUUGUGAUUGGUGACGAGAUGCAUGAGAGCCAAAGGUGCCUGCGAAUGACUUUCUCUUCCUCACACGAAUCUAACAGCACAAGACUCUUAUUAUUGACCGCUGUCUUGUUGUGAGUGAUUCUUGGGAGGUGUAUGAGAACAAGAGCCGCUCAGUUCUUCUCCUCUGUGUCCGAGCAGCGGCGGAGGGCCGGUAAAGCCCCGUCUGAUGGCUAACGGUGGGAACGGACGCUACCAGACUCCUCCAGCCUCCGAGCUUCAGAGACUCCUGUGGGUCAAACCCGGAGCCAGCAGACAUCUGGACGAGGUCAGGCCUGGGAUAUACAUCGGAGACAUGUACGCAGCGAAGGACAAACACUUACUGCAGUCUCUGAACAUCACAUUCGUGCUGAACGCAGCUCACGGCAAGUUCAGUGUCAACACAGGAGCCAGUUUCUACAGAGACACUAAGAUCAGCUAUCACGGGGUCGAGGCCUUCGACAUGCCCUCCUUUGACAUGAGCCCUUUCUUCUACUCCGCCGCCAAGUUUAUUAAGACUGCCACGAGCACCCCUGGAGGUAAGGUGCUUGUGCACUGUGCGAUGGGUCUGAGUCGCUCCUCGACGCUGGUUUUGGCGUAUCUGAUGAUUCAUGAGGGCAUGACUCUGGUGGAAGCCAUUAAAGCCGUCGCACAACACAGGAACAUCUGCCCAAAUUCCGGCUUCAUGGAACAGCUGAGGGAACUGGACAAGACCCUGCACUGCCACGGCAUUGGCCUCUAACACGUUCACUCAUCACAAAAACAGCAACAGCAAUGCACGAUUCAGAAUCUGCCUUAUAAUGGAAUUGCAUGAUUUGAUACAGGAUUUAAUUUCUCAAUUAAAAUGAGUUCUUUUUUUUAA
Messenger RNA from Carassius gibelio (silver crucian carp), 1330 nucleotides. RefSeq names its product dual specificity protein phosphatase 13-like. The record is from RefSeq and is a predicted model, not a curated record. Gene Ontology annotation, cellular component: cytoplasm. The transcript is spliced from 3 exons. Gene Ontology annotation, molecular function: MAP kinase phosphatase activity; protein tyrosine/serine/threonine phosphatase activity. The coding region runs from base 659 to 1210 and encodes 183 amino acids. Lineage: Eukaryota; Metazoa; Chordata; Actinopteri; Cypriniformes; Cyprinidae. Gene Ontology annotation, biological process: protein dephosphorylation; negative regulation of MAPK cascade.